Molecule: messenger RNA, 2409 nt
Organism: Nerophis lumbriciformis (worm pipefish)
Lineage: Eukaryota; Metazoa; Chordata; Actinopteri; Syngnathiformes; Syngnathidae
Source: RefSeq, a predicted model, not a curated record
AUGUGGAAACCGGCGACGCGUGUGUUGAGAGCCGCUGUGUACUCUUUGCUGCUACUUCAAACAUUCCUUCACACGUCCACUGGUCUUAAUGUGUGUAUGAGUGGCAGUGCAACUUCUUGUGAGGAAUGUCUCCUGAUUCACCCCAGUUGCGCCUGGUGCGCACAAGAGGAUUUUGGGAGGGGCCGCACCCUGAUGUCACGCUGCGACUUUGUUGAAAACCUGCAAAAGCGGGGCUGCCAGAGCCGUUUUGUGGAAUACCCCACCAACAGCCUCGCGGUGCAGCAGAACAUGCCUCUGAGUUCCAAGGGGUCCGGCUUGACCCAGCAGGAUGUGGUCCAGAUUCGACCUCAGCGCAUCUCCCUUAGUUUGCGACCAGGUGAGAAAACGUGGUUUGAGCUACAGGUGCGUCAGGUGGAGGAUUACCCUGUGGACCUCUACUACCUGAUGGAUCUCUCCCUCUCCAUGAAAGACGAUUUGGACACCAUACGCAACCUGGGAACGAAGCUAGCUCUGGAGAUGGGCAAGCUCACUAGCAAUUUUCGUCUGGGCUUCGGUUCAUUUGUGGACAAGAACAUGUCGCCCUUCUCUUAUACGUCACCCAAGUAUCAGGAGAACCCCUGCAAUGGGUACAAGCUGUUCCCAAACUGUGUACCCACGUUUGGCUUCCGCCACAUCUUGUCGCUUACUGACAAAGUGGACCGCUUCAAUGAGGAGGUGCAGAAGCAGAUGGUCUCCCGCAAUCGGGACGCGCCCGAGGGCGGCUUUGAUGCUAUUCUGCAGGCGGCGGUCUGUAAGGAAGAGAUUGGGUGGAGGAAAGAGGCGUACCACCUGCUCGUAUUCACCACAGACGACGUGCCUCACCUGGCUCUGGACGGCCGUCUUGGUGGCAUUGUGCAACCUCAUGAUGGCCUCUGUCACCUAGAUGACAACAAUGAGUACAGUGCAUCCACUCGCUUGGAUUAUCCCUCUCUGGCACUUCUGGGUGAGAAACUAGCAGAAAACAACAUUUUCCUCAUAUUUGCCGUCACUAAACGGUUGUACGUCAUUUAUAAGAAUUUCACAGCACUUAUACCAGGAACGACAGUGGAGAUUCUUGACCAGGACUCGAAGAAUGUCAUCCAGCUCAUCGUCGCAGCGUACAAUAACAUCCGCUCCAAAGUGGAAUUGACAGUGUGGGACCAACCCGAGGACCUCAGCCUGUCCUUCACCGCUACUUGCCAGGAUGGCAAGCCACUGCCUGGCCUCAGGAAAUGCUCAGACUUAAAAAUAGGUGACACGGUGUCAUUUAAUGUGAGCGUGGAGGCGAGGAGUUGUCCCCUUCGUGGCACCGAUCAUCAUUUAGCCAUCAAGCCAGUGGGCUUUAAAGACCGUUUGCAUGUGGCUGUCGAGUACCAGUGCGAAUGCAGCUGCACCCAAGCAGCCCAAAUCAAUAGCACCAUCUGCAGCUCUAUUGGCACAUACAAGUGUGGGAGCUGCUUUUGCGACCCGGGCUACCUCGGUGCCCGCUGCGAGUGCCAGGAGGGGGAUGCGAGCAGCAUAUACGUGGGCGCCUGCCGCGAGAGCGAGGGCAAGCAGUUGUGCAGCGGACGCGGCGAGUGCAGCUGCAACCAGUGCAUGUGCUAUAAAUCGGAGUUCGGCAAGAUAUACGGCAGCUUCUGUCAGUGCGACGACUUCUCGUGUGCUCGACACAAGGGCAUCCUCUGCUCAGGCCACGGAGAGUGUCACUGCGGGGAGUGCAAGUGCCACGCCGGCUACAUCGGGGACAACUGCAACUGCUCUACAGAGACCGCGUCAUGCAUCGCUGACAACGGGCAGAUGUGCAGCGGACGGGGCAACUGCGUGUGCGGACGAUGCCAAUGCACACAGCCCGGCGCCUUUGGGGACACGUGCGAAAAGUGCCCCACUUGCCCGGAUGCCUGCGACACAAAAAGAGAAUGCAUCGAGUGCCGGCUGUUUGACUCUGGAAAGCUCUCAGACAACCAGACCUGCCAGCGUCUGUGCAAGGAUGAAAUCAUCACUGUGGAAACGCUCAAAACCGAUGACCCAGGUUCCGUGCUGUGCCUCUACAAGACGGACAAUGACUGUGUGAUGAAGUUCACAUACUCGGAGCAUGCCAGCGGAAAAUCCGUUCUUUCUGCCCUGAAGGAACCAGAAUGUGGCGGGGGUCCAGAUGCCCUUAUGGUCCUGCUGGCAGUGGUGGGCAGCAUCCUGCUGGUGGGAGUGUUACUGCUCAGCGCCUGGAAGCUGGUCAUCACCAUCCACGACCGCCGAGAAUUCUCACGCUUCCAGAACGCUCGCUCACGUGCGCGAUACGAGAUGGCAUCCAACCCACUCUACAAGCAACCGGUCUCGUCCAGCUUUGGCGACACGGAUAUGUUUGACAAGCCUUUUAAUGGAGGGGUCCAUUGA